AUGCUUGCCGAGGACAGACUUAGCGAUUUGGGUACAAGGGGAAUUUUGCGCUAUACAGUUCAUCGUUUAGAGGCUGAUCAACUACACAGAGCACCUUUGGAACAAUCAAUGAAGCCUUGCGGGCUUAAAUAUUUAUACUAUGACGGUAUAGAUGAUGGUUUCACAAAUAUCAUUGCGCGGUGCAGACUAUUGUCUCACAAAUAUCAUUGCGCGGUGCCGACUAUGGUCUCACAAAUAUCAUUGCGCGGUGCAGACUAUGGUCUCACAAAUAUCAUUGCGCGGUGCAGACUAUGGUCUCACAAAUAUCAUUGCGCGGUGCAGACUAUGGUCUCACAAAUAUCAUUGCGCGGUGCAGACUAUGGUCUCACAAAUAUCAUUGCGCGGUGCCGACUAUGGUCUCACAAAUAUCAUUGCUCGGUGCAGACUAUGGUCUCACAAAUAUCAUUGCGCGGUGCAGACUAUGGUAUCACAAAUAUUAUUGCGCGGUACAGACUAUGGUCUCACAAAUAUCAUUGCGCGGUGCAGACUAUGGUCUCACAAAUAUCAUUGCGCGGUACAGACUAUGGUCUCACAAAUAUCAUUGCGCGGUACAGACUAUGGUCUCACAAAUAUCAUUACGCGGUACAGACUAUGGUCUCACAAAUAUCAUUGCGCGGUACAGACUAUGGUCUCACAAAUAUCAUUGCGCGGUACAGACUAUGGUCUCACAAAUAUCAUUGCGCGGUACAGACUAUGGUCUCACAAAUAUCAUUGCGCGGUGCAGACUAUGGUCUCACAAAUAUCAUUGCGCGGUGCAGACUAUGGUCUCACAAAUAUCAUUGCGCGGUGCAGACUAUGGUCUCACAUAUAUCAUUGCGCGGUGCCGACUAUGGUCUCACAAAUAUCAUUGCGCGGUGCCGACUAUGGUCUCACAAAUAUCAUUGCGCGGUGCAGACUAUGGUCUCACAAAUAUCAUUGCGCGGUACAGACCAUGGUCUCACAAAUAUCAUUGCGCAGUACAGACUAUGGUCUCACAAAUAUCAAUGCUCAGUGCAAACUAUGAUCUCACAAAUAUCAUUGCGCGGUACAGACUAUGGUCUCACAAAUAUCAUUGCGCGGUACAGACUAUGGUCUCACAAAUAUCAUUGCGCGGUACAGACUAUGGUCUCACAAAUAUCAUUGCGCGGUGCAGACUAUGGUCUCACAAAUAUCAUUGCGCGGUGCAGACUAUGGUCUCACAAAUAUCAUUGCGCGGUGCAGACUAUGGUCUCACAUAUAUCAUUGCGCGGUGCCGACUAUGGUCUCACAAAUAUCAUUGCGCGGUGCCGACUAUGGUCUCACAAAUAUCAUUGCGCGGUGCAGACUAUGGUCUCACAAAUAUCAUUGCGCGGUACAGACCAUGGUCUCACAAAUAUCAUUGCGCAGUACAGACUAUGGUCUCACAAAUAUCAAUGCUCAGUGCAAACUAUGAUCUCACAAAUAUCAUUGCGCGGUACAGACUAUGGUCUCAUAAAUAUCAAUGAGCGGUGCGACAACCUUAUGCAACAGAAAACAGUUUUCACAAUUGUGAAUUUCUGA
Molecule: messenger RNA, 1557 nt
Organism: Arctia plantaginis
Lineage: Eukaryota; Metazoa; Arthropoda; Insecta; Lepidoptera; Erebidae
Source: the annotation of a GenBank genome assembly